Messenger RNA from Punica granatum (pomegranate), 2077 nucleotides. Lineage: Eukaryota; Viridiplantae; Streptophyta; Magnoliopsida; Myrtales; Lythraceae. The record is from RefSeq and is a predicted model, not a curated record.
UCUCCUCAACGCCAUUCUCCCUCCCUCUGCUCUCUCUCUCUGCUUUUCCCUCUACUGAGCUCAACCCACACACACACAGGCACUCUCUCUCUCUCUCUCUCUCUCUCUCUCUCUCCCCUACAGUAGUCUCAGCUCAGCGGAGACCCUUCAUAAUGGAGAGAAAGCAGGGCUUCUUCUCCGCCCUCAAGGACGAGGUGGUCCGGGGCCUGUCCCCCGGCCGCUCCAGGUCCCGUACCAAGAGCCCCGCCCGCAGCUCCUCCCCCAUGUCCGGUCUCCUCCGCCGCAGCAACAGGGGCCGCCACAACCCCAAGCUGGACCCCCAGAUGGUCUCGAGAUCGGGGGUCCUGAUGAGGCCACCCGCGGAGGCCCUUUCGCCGCUGAAGGAGGGCCCGGAUCCCGAGGAGGCGGACGGCGGGGACUCCAGGGGGGAAGGCAGGUGGGGACACUGGAUGAAGGGCCAGAAGCUGUCGAGGACCCCCUCUGUCUCUUCCUCCUCCUCCGCCUCGUCUUCCUCGUACAGUAAGCGGUCGGAUCUAAGGUUGCUGCUUGGUGUCUUGGGUGCGCCCCUCGCCCCUGUUCAUGUCACCUCCGGCGACCCUCUGCCUCACCUCAGCAUAAAGAACACUCCCAUUGAAUCUUCAUCUGCACAGUACAUACUGCAGCAGUACACCGCCGCAUCGGGCGGGCAGAAGCUGCAGAACUCCAUCCACAACGCCUACGCCAUGGGGAAGGUGAGGAUGAUUGCAUCCGAGUUUGAGACAGCAAAUAAGGUUGUUAAGAACAAGAACUCAUCCAAGGCAGCAGAGUCAGGCGGGUUCGUGCUGUGGCAGAUGAGCCCUGACAUGUGGUAUGUGGAGCUCGCCCUUGGAGGUAGCAAGGUUCAUGCAGGUUGCAAUGGGAAGCUCGUGUGGAGACAUACUCCAUGGUUGGGGCCUCACGCUGCUAAGGGGCCCGUCAGACCACUACGCCGUGCACUCCAGGGUCUCGACCCAAGAACUACAGCGAGCAUGUUUGCAACUGCGAGGUGCAUUGGCGAGAAGAUGAUCAAUGGAGAGGAUUGCUUCAUCCUCAAGUUGUGCGCUGAUCCCACUACACUGAAGGCGAGGAGUGAGGGCCCUGCAGAGAUAAUACGGCAUGUUCUCUUUGGGUACUUCAGCCAGAAGACAGGCCUCCUUAUCCAUCUGGAGGACUCACAUUUGACCCGUAUCCAGAAUAAUGGGGGUGAUGUGGUCUACUGGGAGACGACAAUCAAUUCCUUCCUUGAUGAUUACAAGCCUGUGGAGGGGAUCAUGAUUGCUCACUCAGGCCGCUCAGUGGUUACCCUUUUCCGUUUUGGGGAGACCUCGAUGAGCCAUACAAAGACCCGAAUGGAGGAGGCUUGGGCAAUUGAGGAGGUGGCAUUUAACGUCCCUGGGCUUUCAGGGGACUGUUUUAUUCCUCCUGCGGAACUAAGGUUCUCCUCGGUUGGUGAAGCCUGUGAGCUUGGAGAGGGUCCAAGGGUGAAAACUAGUGCUGUGGCAUCCAUUGCUUCUUACCGGGCAAAAGUUGCUUCCCUUGAGAGAUCUCAAGAUAGGAGGGGAAAUGAUGUCAUUUGGCGGGCUGAUGUUCAGGAGAGGAGGCGGGGCCCCACGGAUCCUUCCUUGUAGGUAGGUUGUGGGCUGGUAAUUUGCCCCCGCGAAGUGCAGGACUACUUUCUUGUUUUGAGAAAACUGUAUAUAAGUCGAGGGUUUUAGAGAAUGCAUUUUGUAAAAGAAUUCGGGAUACCUCAAGUUUCACACUCCAUCACAAUCCUUGCCGAAGUCUCUCCCUGGAAUACUGGAAGAUCAAACUGACUUGUAGCAUCUCUCUCUCUUUUAGGAAGUUAACUUUGUGAAUAGUGGGAAUGCGCUACCAACUUGUGUUGCCUUCUGAUUGUUGUAAUUUAAAUAGCAUUAGAAUGUGCUGUUGUAAUGGUUGCUCGGUCGUUUUAGGAAGGUGGCUAUAUCCUUUCUCUAGGAACAUUCGAAAGGGGAAAAUCUCUUCAUAUUCAUGCUCAAUUCUGUCUUAACUAUUAAUUUAAGAUACUUUAGUUUGUGAA